AUGGCAGCGACCAUAAAGUCAGAGCAAGAAGGCUCAUUCUUGGUGGAAGAUUCCUUUAGCGCAAAUAUUGACCUUCCCAUUGAGGCAUUUCAAAAUGAAGAAGACGAGAUUGUCCAAGAAUUUGAUGUUUUCCUGUCACCCGAGCUCGCCAAUCAAAUGCACUUGAUGCAAUUCCCUCUGCAGCAGGCUGCCUUUUCCUCUCCAGAUGCCGCUCGCAUCAAGCCGCAACAUUGUAUGAUGGAAGUUGAUUAUUCUACACCAGAGAAUGUGGGAGAACAUGGGGGCUAUCAGAUAGCAACCCGAAGCUUUGUCAGUCAUACCAUUCCUGUAGGUACUCACAUGGCGUUGGGAAAGAUGGUCAAUAAGCCAGGUUUUGAAGGUCUGCAUUUGGUGCCGCUCUCGCGCAUAACUCAACUGCGACCGACUUUUAAGCAUGUCGACGAAGCUACUAUUAGUGCGACAGCCACCACGGAGGAGGAUGCACUUAACGCAGAAGCAGAGUUGUCAAGUCUUGGACGGAAACCUCUCUCGUUCCAAAAGAAGGAAUCCGAACGAGCCGCAAUGAUUCGAAAGUCUACCUAUGCAUACAAACGAAUGAGUGAAGAAUCAGAGCUGUGGCAAAACUUGAAUGUACAUGAUUGUGAAUCCAUGGAAGCCAAAUCAACAAUGGACAAGGUUACAGAGGGUACUUCCCAACACAACUUGAUGACUCUCACCAAUCCAAGCAGUGCCGCCGGGCCACUCAAUGAUGAAUAUAUCCGAACUUUGAACUAUUUGCCCGGAAGAAACAACGAACAAGAAAAUGAUGGCGAAGUAGAUGCUGCAGCUGUCGUUACAAAAUUGGUGGAUCUCAUGCAAGAGGGCUGGCCAAUUCCCUACAAGAUUCUAAAGAGUCAAUUCUCGUCGUCAAUUUCGGAAAAUAUGCUCAUUGAAGCGCUCGCGAGUUGUGCAUUUUUGGUCCGAGGGAACUUUGUGCUGCAAUCCAAACUUUUGUCGUUCAGCCAGUCCAUUGCACAUGCCAGAACUUUCGUGCUGUUCCUAUUUCAGACUAUUGAGGUCGUGCACCGUCUCAGACUGGAACAGGUGUACGAAGACGAUGACGAAGUGACCUCGGAAAUUAUUUUAAUGCUACUCAAGCAAGUUGGGAGAUCGACACCAGAGGGAUGGAAACUGCGGGUGGAAGAUGAUCCUAGUUUUGGUAUAAACCACCCAACCGCAGUUGUGGUACAUUUGAGCUUUUGGACCAGUCAACUCAGAAGAUUCCAGCCUCUUUUGGACUUAUAUCGACAAGACGCAACGUAG
This is a messenger RNA of Cylindrotheca closterium, 1302 nucleotides long. NCBI's taxonomy places the organism in Eukaryota, Bacillariophyta, Bacillariophyceae, Bacillariales, Bacillariaceae. The record is from the annotation of a GenBank genome assembly.